This is a messenger RNA of Penicillium alfredii, 1098 nucleotides long. RefSeq names its product putative eukaryotic translation initiation factor 3 subunit EifCh. Gene Ontology annotation, molecular function: translation initiation factor activity; protein binding; metallopeptidase activity. Bases 1 to 1098 code for a protein of 365 amino acids. The record is from RefSeq and is a predicted model, not a curated record. The transcript has 4 exons. Lineage: Eukaryota; Fungi; Ascomycota; Eurotiomycetes; Eurotiales; Aspergillaceae. Gene Ontology annotation, cellular component: cytoplasm; eukaryotic translation initiation factor 3 complex; cytosol.
AUGGCCGAAAACACUGUUCCCCUCGCGGCCGUCAAGGUCGAGGCCUUGGUGGUGAUGAAAAUCAUCAAGCACUGCUCCCAGACCUUCCCCACCACCGCAACCGGCGCGAUCGUCGGGAUGGACGUCGAAGGCGGUCUCGAGAUCACCAACUCGUUCCCUUUCCCCGUCGUUGAGAUGCCCGCCGAGUCGCACUUUGACAACGCCGCCCCGAACCCUGCGGCUGCCGCACCCCGCGCCAAGGCGAACACGGUCUACCAGGCGGAGAUGAUCCGUAUGCUGCGCGAGGUCAACAUCGAUGCGAACAACGUAGGGUGGUACACCAGCGCCAACAUGGGCAACUUUGUCAACAUGAACGUGAUCGAGAACCAGUUUUUCUACCAGAAGGAGAUGAACGAGCGUACCGUGGCGCUUGUGCACGACGUGAGCCGUAGCGCCCAGGGCAGUCUGAGCCUGCGGGCCUUCCGUCUCUCGGCCAAGUUCAUGGCCGCAUUCAAGGAGAACAAGUUCACCUCGGAGGAACUGCAAAAGUCCACCUUCCGCUACCAAGACAUCUUCGACGAGCUGCCGGUGGAGAUCCACAACUCGCACCUGAUCACCUCCUAUAUCCACCAGCUGCAGAACCCCAACCCCUCUGGCCCAACGGACCUUCCGCCCUCGCUGAGCGCGCUCGAGUCUAGCCCGUUCUUCAAGUCCUCUACGAUCAACCCCAACUUUGACAACCUGUCACUCAGCAUCGAUCCCUUCCUGGAGAAGAACUGCGAUCUUUUGCUGGACAGUAUCGAGACUCACAACACCGAGGUCAACAACUACCAGUACUACCAGCGCGUGCUGGGCCGCGAGCAGCAGAAGAUCAACAACUGGAAGCAGAAGCGCAGCCAGGAGAACGCCACCCGCGCCACGCUCAAGCAGCCGCUUCUCCCCGAGGACGAGUGGCAGCGCCUGUUCAAGCUCCCCGCCGAGCCCAGUCGGCUGGAGAGCAUGCUCAACACCCGGCAGGUGGAGCAGUACUCUCGCCAGGUCGACAGCUUUGUGUCGUCCACGACGGGCAAGAUGUUUGCCGUCAAGGGCAACCUGCUGCCGGGCGAGACUGCCAAAUAA